Protopolystoma xenopodis is the source of this 201-nucleotide messenger RNA. The record is from the annotation of a GenBank genome assembly. Lineage: Eukaryota; Metazoa; Platyhelminthes; Monogenea; Polystomatidea; Polystomatidae.
AUGGAGGAGGUUUCACAAAUCACAAUGAACAAAUACCGGAAGGCUCAGCAACAGAUCGAGGAAGCCGAGCACCGAGCUGACAUGGCGGAACGCACGAUGACUCUGCGAAGGACGGGCGGUCCCGGAGCUCGAGGGGGCUCUGUUGUCCGUGAGGUGACCACCUACUCAACCCGCACAAAUCGCGCCACCAGCAUCAUGUAG